UCAUUUGUUUGGCAACAACAACAACACACUGCUUUGUGUAACCAACGCAGUUCAGCUAAUAUCGAUUUUUUUUUCUCCCCGACGAAGACAAACACGGAGGUUUUUAACUGAACUCAGUGUGAACAGCAGCCCUUUUCUGUCUGAUACAAGGCUUAGGAUGGAGGUCCGUGUCCGCUGCGGUCCACUAAUCCUGCUGAGUCUGGUCUCCGUGCUGGGCUUGGUGCUGGGGCUGGGUGAAGACCUGGACCGGCCUCUGUUCGGGCCUCCCGGCUCUCCUAUCCGGCUGCACGAGGCAGACCCGGGAUUAAGGAAGGCUCUGCUUUUCGUUGAGGAGCGAUACAACCGUGGCUCUAACGCCGUACACCUCCGCAAAGUCAGCCGGUUUGUCUCUGCUACUAAACAGCUUGUUAAGGGAAUUCGUUACACUUUAACAGUGGAACUGAGCAACACCCAGUGCAAGAAAUCCACCCUGCUCAGGACAUGUGACUUUUAUCCCGAGCCUCAUAAACUCAAGACUGAGGUGUGUGUGUUUGAAGUGUGGGACAUCCCCUGGCAGAACACUACCACCCUCAUCAAACAGAAGUGCCACCCUAAAGCUGAUCCUGACGUUGAAGAGACCAACAAAGUGGAGUCCUCAGCUGAUGUUGAGCCUCUGGAGAAGUCAGUGGAGCUGCUGGGACAAUUCAAAGAGUUUAUGGUCAAAUACGGUAAAGUCUACAAAAGUCAGGAAGAGGCCAACCGUCGUUUACACAUCUUCCACGAGAACCUGAAGAUGGCAGAGAAGCUUCAGGAUUUGGAUCAGGGUUCAGCGGAGUACGGUGUCACCAAGUUCAGUGACCUGACCGAGGAGGAGUUUCGCUCCAUGUACCUAAACCCACUCCUGAGUCAGUGGACUCUCCAUCGACCAAUGAAACCAGCUCCUCCUGCCAAAGGCCCCGCCCCCGACCGCUGGGAUUGGCGGGAUCACGGAGCUGUCAGUUCAGUGAAAAACCAG
Messenger RNA from Austrofundulus limnaeus, 994 nucleotides. RefSeq names its product cathepsin L. Lineage: Eukaryota; Metazoa; Chordata; Actinopteri; Cyprinodontiformes; Rivulidae. The record is from RefSeq and is a predicted model, not a curated record. Gene Ontology annotation, molecular function: cysteine-type peptidase activity; cysteine-type endopeptidase inhibitor activity. Gene Ontology annotation, biological process: proteolysis.